Messenger RNA from Lachancea dasiensis, 867 nucleotides. NCBI's taxonomy places the organism in Eukaryota, Fungi, Ascomycota, Saccharomycetes, Saccharomycetales, Saccharomycetaceae. The record is from the annotation of a GenBank genome assembly.
AUGUCAGGAGAUGACUUGGACGAUGGAUUGGAUUACGAACUGCAGGUAAGCGAUUCUGAGAGCUUGCCUGAAAGUACAGAACUUACCGACAAUGAAGUGGAAACUGAAUCAUCUAAAAGAACACGCACCAGCAGCCAACUAGACCACGUUGAGCCAGACCAAAUAGUGAGCAAACGCCAGAAGAAACUUGCGAAAUCCAAAGUGCACCAAAAGAAGUUGGAGAAAGUUGAGGACGACAAGAACCAGAAGAAGGCCCUUCCAAAGUCAAGCCCAGAGCGCAUCGCAGAUUACCUUGCAACCUUGAUCCGACAGAAAUUUCCCGACUUGAGCGCACUUGAGCUCGAGGAGCAUUACUUUAAAAGGACAGACUUUAUUUCUACUGAAGCUUAUGAGAAGGAGAGAAAUUUACACAAUUUUCAAGAGUUUGUCAACAAAUUUUCGAAAUCUCCUAGAGCUGUGAUACUUUCGCCUUCCAAUAUCAGAGUUGCCGAUGUCUUCAGGAGUCUUGGAGGCUCUCAAAGUGCGGUUAAAUUGUUUACAAAAUCUAAAUUGAAGGACGAUGUUGCGAGGGUCGACCUACUAUUGAAGAGUCCAAAACCGAAGGGUGUCAAAACCAAAAAGGCACAGAAAGAUAAGAAGGGGGCGCUGGUCAAAUAUUUCAUCUCAACACCGACCAGAUUAGAGAAAAUAGCAAGCUCGACGGAUUCCUUUUUCGAAGGAAAAGACAAACUUGACAUUUUUCUAGAUGCAAGCUACUUGGAUCCUAAAGCGAACACGCUAUUCACGAGUGAGGACUCCGGCGCCCUUUUUGCGGUCCUAAAGGAAUUCUUGAAUAAGAAAAGCUCUGUAAAAAUACUAUUAUUUUAA